AUGACAGAAUUGUCCGCCUCAUACAAGGAGCUCUCUAUCAUAACUGCCUGCGCCUUCGGCGUCUUCUUGCUAAGCUUCUUCUGCCUCAACUACCACUACACUCGUAAAAUUCGCGGUCGAAAUGCCCAGGCCGCCGAUGGUCUCUACGCUGCAGAACAGACGCUCAGGGAACUCCAGCAGAAGUAAGUGUUUGGAUUUCUGUUCCUUUUCUAUUCGGUUGGCCGUUGUUUUGGUCGGUGCCAGAGUGCAUUGUCACACAGUGACCUUGUGUGACUGUCCAGCCCUCGAUGAGUCAUGCGGAACGUCCUGUAGGUGUCUGACGGACAGCCAGUGCCAACCUGGUGUUGCAGGCCAACUUUGAAAUGAUCUUCACCAGGUGCGCUUCAAUGCUUUUGUACACCAGACUGACUUGCGCUACCCCGUAGGGUCACACGAAGGCAAAAACUCGCAGGCAGAUUGUCAGGGGCGACCAUUUGUCCUUUUCUUUCAUCGAAAGGAUUUGAGGACUUUGAAAAACACUAAUCUGAGAAGCCGUGAAUUCGAUAGAAACGGUGAACAGUCUACUUAUCAGUAUGUUGUUAUAGUUGUUUCCCAUGUAUGAUAGUCGCAUUUGCAACUUUUUUUCCACCAUAGAUAUCUUGGUUUUCAGUGGGUCUUCCACCAUAUUUGUAGAUUUAAAAGUCUCCCGAAAAUCAUUUUAUGAUCUUACUAGUUCUCUCUUCUGAUUUCUGUACCACUGCUGAUUGAUCGUGUACAGUAAAGCUAAUCUAGAAUUCCACUGCUCCUUAAAAUUCCCUUAUUAUAAGAAUUGUGGCGCUGAAAAGGGGUUUCCAAUCUUCUACUUUUCUGUAUUUCCACACGAAAAAUUCACUUUAAUGCACAUAACAAACGGUUUAAGGGGUCGGCUGUUUGCCUCCCAAGCUGUGGGGCAAGGAAAUGUUGGUAUUCGGGUUUUUCAAGAGUUGGACCUUUUAAGACGAGAAACGCAGGGGUCUGGAGUAUGGAAAAAGUCGAAAAUCGCAUUUGCGCCGUAUGCCGUUUUAGUAUGCUAAGGAGGCGCCGAAAUUAACCCGCGUAAAAUGAGAUAUUCUUAGAGCAAGGUUUAGGAGGGAGGGCAUUCAUCUGAUCGUCAAGUGUAUGGGCAACACGGAAAAAGUAAAGUCCUUGACGUAUUAGUGGGCCGUAACAAAUAUUUGGUCCGUGGAAUUUACGGCGAAUUUUUAAGAAAAUCCUAUGGACUGUUCAGGAAAGUAAAUUUUUCCCUGCCCUUCGGUCAGAGGCUGCAUCCCAUUUCUCUUCUGACGGAGGGUUACGAAACAGUGAGAGUUGCCAAACUGUCCUUUUCAUGUUCCUUCGAAAAAUGUUUCUGACUGAGCAGUAAUUUCUUUUCCCUUGGUCUCAAAUCUCGGAAUAUGACUGACAUUUGUUUUCGUCCCGUGACCCAACCUAUUCUGACAGAUCUGCUAUUUGUUAUAGAUAGAUAGAUAAUUUUUAUUAAAGACCCGUCGGGGUCCCAUCAAAGCAAGUUAAAAUAAAUUUACAUGCGAGUUUUAGACGAGGUAGGCCGAAUCUUUACAAAAUGCAAUUCAUAGUUUCUGAAUUAGAAGUCCAUUGAGAAACAUGAUGAUUGAGGGGUGAAAGAAAAAACUCCUUAAAAAAAUAAAAAUGACUGGAUUAAUUUUACAGGAAAAAAAACCCCUCCAUAAAAAUAAUAAGUGAAAAAAGCGAGCAGGACUGGCCUGUAGGUGGCGGUAUAUAACGGAAUGUUUUCGGUCAUCGUCAGGGUAGCAAUAAAUGUCCGCCUUGAUGGGUACGAAUGUGGGUCAGACAGGACUGGCUUGCAAAUGGUAUUGUAUACGGGAUUCACAAUUGAGAUCGUCUGGGCCGGAUUGGUACGCCGCGUCAAAGAGGCCAGACGAGAGGAACUGAGAUGCGAUCAGCCACAGCACGCUUCGAGCUCAGCCGAGCAGUGAGGAAGGGAGGUACGACCGAACUACUAGUAGACAGUGAAUACUGAGGGUUCCGCCGUGAGCGUCGACAGACCGCAUGAGGUCGGAAUGCGGGAGAUGACAUCAGAAACCGCGAAAAUCCAUUCAACUCAUCUGUACACGGCAUGUCUGUAAUUAUGCAUCACUCAACCAGUCUUGACGAUGUUUCUUGGUGGGUUGCAAUCUGUGGCAACGGAUGCGAAGUGUUCUGCCCACCGUUUUCCCCGAUGCGGGCAACAGAAUACUUAAGGUUCAACAACUACCUCUAUGCCUUGACGAAAUGCGUUAGGCCAAGUUCUGAAUUGGCAUUCUCCUUGCCGAUGUUUUUUGCCGAAAUACCAUCUGGUUCCAUUAUCCACCACAAAGACUCACGAAGAACGAAAUCGAGCGUCGCAGCGAGAUUAGUACGACGGUCAUCGUUUGUCGGUAGCCAUGGCGGUAUCCAAGAAUGCCUCACAGUGCAGGUAUGUAGUCAAUGCGUCCACUUCCAGUUCGGAACCCGACUUGACUGGGUCCUGUACUAGAAUACCGCGCACACGCCGAAGCCGUCCGCAGCUGACGACGGGAAGGACUUUUACAGCAAUAUCGACCAGACUUAUGCUAUGAUAGCGUUCUCAGUUUCCUCAUUUCGCUAAAUUAAGACAGACACAGGGACAGUCAAGCCCAGUCAUCAGAAACGAGUUCGUCUCCCAUUGUUUCCUUCGUCAACUUGUGAGGCCACUGCGUCAGGAUGUCUAUACAGGAGUCGUCGACUCCAGCGUAGAUACCGUCCUCUCUGAACGCCUUGUUUGUUGCGCAGCCCCAUUGCUGCAUUAAAAACAACUUCCUUAGAAGGAGGGUUACAGGACACUGCAUAAGGUGGAGGUACGUAAAGUAUCGCUGCGGAGAGAGUAUGUGGUGAUAGGUUGGUCAUCCUAUUUGCGAAGAAUUUCAAGGUGAGAUCGGAUUUCUAUCUUCAGAGCCUCGGCUGUGCCGAGCUGUUGUAAUAUUGGGACAUCGAAGUGUCUUGCACGUGGCGAGAGGUGAACUCCUAGAGCUCUGCAGACGAGAACAUAGGCCGACCAACAGGCGUUACCACCUUCAACACUACUCAUCGAUCUGCUAUUAUGAUCCCAAUUCAGGAACAUUGAACUGACUAAAAUGUAGUCAGUCUGACUGGCAGUGCGGCCAUGAUUUGACUAUUACGCCACCAGACCUUUUUGGCGCUGCUGGAAACACUCGUUACUGACAACUAACUAGUUCUGAUCAAUAAAGCUCAACGCCCAACAUUGUCUCACUGAGGCCCAAACCGAAAGUAACCAAAAAUACGGCCGUUUCAAGAGUCACCUAGCGCAGUGCGGUCAUUGUAGUCCCCGUCAACGAAUCUGUCGAUCACGUCGUUGGGGAGGGUAUUUCGGUCAACUCUUGCAUCAGCAAGUAGAGGGCUUCCCUAUCGAACUGGCCGACACAGAUGACGGGUAUGUUAUUAAAGUGUCCCUUCAGUCGUACGUAAAACAGCUUCUUCUCCCUCAAGCAGUCCAGGACUCGCUGGUUGCGAGUGUGCGAUUGUAACGGUGUCUAGUAGAAGGGCUGCGUGGGCCGAUGUAAUGCACAUGUACGGUAGAUGUGUUAUUUCAUGAACCAUUACCCGAGAUUCUGAAAUACGUUUUUAAUUCAGGAAGAUUGCUUUCGAUGGGAUGUGGUAUAUAUUAUCAUGUCAAAUAGUACCAAGAUAUCCCAACCACGUCAGGAUGCCAGCUUUCGAAUGAGCUCCUUGUCGAUCGCUUGCAUAGACUGUAUUCCUUAGAAAUGGCCACUUAAGUAGCGUGAACUUUUACUAUCCAUUUUUGAUGCCCUUGUAGAUUCAAAUAUAGUUUAGCUUUUUCAAGACUGCGAAGUGUCCAGUCUUACAUUAUCUCGUCAGCGCACUUCAUAAUGCUACUUAUAAAGAGGACAUAUAUGUCCUCGUCGUAAUUACAUGUAGAAAUAUAUGAUUUUACCUGCACGAAAAGUAUACAGUUGGUUGUUCGGAAACCCUAAAUUCAAGUGUAACUGCAAGUAGGAUUCGAAAUCAUUUAGGAAUUGAGAAGAUUUUUUAAAAUCGGAAGAUACUCUUUCGUCAAGCAUUAAAUUUGAAAAAGACAAUUUUCUACUAAAUGUGUGAAAAAGAAUAUUUUUGUGCAUGCUUCCUAGAAUGAUAAAUUCGAAUUUGUAGAGGUAUCAAAAAUCAAUAAUAGAAAUUCAUGCGGCAACGGUAGGGCGAAGGACCCCACUUAACUGUCGGUAGGCUGUGAAUCGUGUUAUAUGGGGUUUUAUGGUGGUAUGCGUUUGCAGGUCGCUGCAAACAUUACACCGCCAGCAGCAAAUACUUCCCAUUAGCGCAAACCCUUAGUUAAAUGCCGUUGUUUUCAAAAUUUGCUUUUUGUUUAUUUUUUAAUUAACGUGCUCACUCCUGUCGCCAUACGAAAGCAUACGAUAAGACUUUCGACAGAAAUCCAGACCAUUUUUGUGCCUUCCUGCAUUUUGUCAGCUUAUUGUCUGGUGCGCUGCCUCACCCGUAAAACCUCUACCACCGUGCCCGUAUGACACGAUCCAUAGUCUACCGACAGUUAAGUGGAUUCCUUCACGCUACCGUCGCCAUUCAUGCUACUUAAGUAGUCAUUUUUACAGAAUAUAGUUCAUGCAAGCGGUCUAUAAGGAGCUCAUUCGACAGCUGGCAUCUUGGAGCUCAUUCGAAAGCUGGCAUCUCAGUCAACAUCCCUUGAGAUAGAAUAUCUACUGUAGGUGAGGUUUGAUCCCAGGAUCUUAACUCCUCGCUGGUUUAAUUCGGGGAUUCAAACUUCAGACAGUUAGUGGACAUCUACUAUGUACGAAUGCAAACUCCUCUCCGACAGACUUUUGGUACCACGGUUGAUGAAUGCUCGCAUGUUCAGCACCCGAUGUGAAGAGUUCGUUCUUGUUGCCCCGCACUGCUGGACCAGGCUUUGGGAGUGUGGCAUUCUUAGUACUUACGGCGGAUCCCCAGGAGUUCAAGGUCGUUUGCUCUACCGCUUUGGCUCUAGAACCUAAUGGCAGGACAAGAGUGGCAAGUAAAGUUAUUCAGUUACGCUCCACAGUCGUUCUUCCUCUAGAAUACCCGUUUCAAUGGCGGUUUCGCUCUUAGUUUUUUCAUCGCGAUUUAGAAGAGCUUUUAGUGGCUUCUGUUUUGCUAAUACUUAUCCCUCCAUCCCUUGUGGGUGCAAAAAAUUAAUCAGCGCUCCCAUUUUUCCCACCGUACUACCUCCUUCAUCCCUUGAAAUCAAGUUUGAUGACUUGAUUAGGCAGAUUGCCUCCUGUUAGCUUGGUUUGCAAACGUCCGAAAUCAAAGUGACGGUCAGCCAUAUAGUGGAAGAUUAUUAGAAAACGCGGUCGACUGUUUAAUCUACGACCUCCUAUUCUCCGAACCCAAGAGCCUACUUAUUUACCAGCUUAACUUAGCUAAAGGCUGUUUGUCUGUCCGCCACUUGUGCACGCGUUGGGUUGCUGUCAGCCAUGCUAACAGACAUGCCUCGUCUUACGGGGACUUGUCUUGUCGCUGUCCCUCACGGCAUUAAUUAUUCUUUUGUGAUAGAAAAGUUGGUAUUCCAUCUAUCACGUUGAUCUGAAGAGCCAUUUUCGCAAACUUGCACGAACAGUUGUUUUAUGGCGCAAACAUACGGAGCCAGCCCUGUUUGGGGAUUGUAUAAGUUUGCGGAAUUUUUGCGAUCUGUUGUGACACAACGUUACAAAGAGUGUCUGGGGUUUGUUAGCCGUCGCUCAACCACUUAACGAAUUCUUUCGUGGCAAUUGGGCCGCUUGGACUCUUUGAACGAAAUUUCACCCCAUUUUGACUAGGAAAUGUUGCUGGAACUUUUACAAUGUUUCAAAUUUAACUAUUUUCUGGCACACUUUCAUAAUCGUGAGCUGCUGAUCUGCUUCAUCACUUGUUUGACAAAAUGCAGCUUUCGGAUGAGGUUUUUUCAUACCCCCACCUCCAGCUGACUUUUAUGUCUCAUAGUUUUCUGUUACUACUUGCCUGCUUUGCAUACUAUGCGAACCUCCAACAGCACUCGCGAUUAAGGCCAUUCCCUCUUAAGGGAGAUUUAGCUGUCUCGUGCAACCCAUGUAACCAUCAACAAGUGCUAUGUAUGGUAGCCAAUUACCUGACUCAAGUUAUAUAAGGACUCUCGCAAAAAAGUGUUUGGUGUCCUUCAAUUUUUUUGCGUUGUCUAUCUAAUACCCUCAACUCUGUGUAAGCCCCGUCUAUCAAACACAGUGAGUAUUUAACAGUCUGUGGUGCGUAGAACUCUGGUCCCUGGUUUGUCCAAAAAAAUAUCGAACUUCGCCGUUUUAUUACCUACCCCUUGUCUUCGACCAAUUAACGUUCAGCAUGGGCUACUACUAUCUUUCUGUAUUUGCUGUGAUUUCCGGCCUGUUGCUAGCAAAUACCCCAUUACGGGUAGAAGCGCGUUGCACUUCGCUGGGCGAACUCUUCCCGGGGACUUAUCCAGAUCACUGGAUAUUAAGAGUCAUUGGCUGCGCUUGCCAGUUUGCCGUUCGAAAUUAGCUCUAUCCCUGGGCUAUAGGCUGACGAAAUGCCUUUUUAAAUUGCUACUAAUAGUCGUAUGAGCAUCCUCUUUGACUACUGCUGUGGCAUCCUAUCCUUACAUUCAAGGCGAAGAAGCGAAGUGGUUGAUAAAGUGAAUCUUAACAUGGCGACUGAGUACGUGCCCACGAUGGCAGAGUUUAAGCAAUGUUUACAAGUUCGCUGGCUGGAUCUCCUCGAACUAGCGGUGUGAGAAAUAGCUCCUUCUCAGCCUUUAGCAAAUCCGUUUUUUGGGGGACGCUCUUCCGUGUAUUUCAUGACAGAUUUAUCGGGGAAGCCAUUGCCAACUGUCUGAAUAAGUUGGUCUAUGCAUCCGCAUCUGCUCUGCUGCAGUGACAGGACAAAGGCGGGCAAAAUAAAAUGGACGGUUAUCGACGCCUUCGCGCAUACGCGCACCACUCGCGUGCUGGUCACUACACGUGCGCGAAUAGGGAUCUACGAUAGAUUCUCUGAUCCCUCUCUACACCCCCCAUCUCGGAUGUUUUGUUGACUCGUCAAAUUUCCAGUCCAGAAUUCCACAUUUUGUUCGUUGUUCCCUUCAGUAAAGUGCACUGUGGUAGGGGGCGCUCACCGAUCGUUCUUACGGAACUCACUCGUUCCGUUGUGCCUUACGGGCUCUCUCUCUAGCCCAGUCAGCAGCCGAACAGCGGCGCAUAUAGGCAGAAUGGCAUUACCGACAAAGACAAGGGAGACUGGAAUGGCCAUUUCUGGCUUAUCAGCCGUCGUCAGCCAGUCAUACCCAACCCCGAAGUUUGGAACACCCGAGGCAGUGCAGGGCACCCCAAAUGUACUGUCCCUGAAUACGCCGUCCGAAUUAUCUGGUGUGGGACUUGUGCCUCCUGUACAUGCAGAAAUAUCAUUGUAAUUACUUCAAACAAGCUCUUUACCUCCAGCACUUAAUCACAUAAGCGCUUGAGUUUUCUUCGAUAAUGUCCCUGAGUGUAAAAUGUGUAGUACCGACAAGGGCAAGGUAGACUUGGAAAUCCAUUUCAGUCGUAUAGUAAUCUUACCCUAUCUCAGAUUUGCAGGACUUAAAAUUCGAGCCCGAAUUCUUUGAUCAUUGAACGUUAUUACUUUCAAUGCUUUACUAUUCAGCCACAGGUCCGCCAUCCCGUCGGUUGCGAUCGAUUGUCGGCACUCAUUCGUCUGCAUGAUUACUGAGUUCCAUGCGAUUGUGUACGAGACCGCAAACCGCAGCGGAAGAAGCAUAUCCCGUAACGAUAGUGAACACUUCUGACAGCGAUCGACGGAACAGUGGACCCGUGGCUCAAUGGUAGAGCGUUUGACUUAAUAAUGACCCGUAACCAAGCGAUCAGGGUCCGAACCCCAGGGCCCUUCAAACCGGUGGUUGUGGAAGGUUGGCCGUCGACGGCUAAUAAGCCAAAAAUUGGCGUCCAAGUCUCGUCUUUGGAGUACUGCUCCUUCUGCAUAGUCUCUUGUUACCAUGCGACUGCCUGCGAGAGCUCCAAAUUGAACCCCAAGGCACGAUUGAGUGGUCAUAUCCUGUAACCUGAUCGGUUGACGCACUUCUAUCACAGUUUCUGAAUGUGUCACAGCAAAAUUUAAUCGUGGAAAAUAGUAAAGAUACUGUACAUACUGCCUUAAAUGUUGGGAGGUCGUACGCAAUGGAAUUGCCGUCCCUUUACCUAAAACCGUCUGAAAUUUUACAUUGCCCUGAAAGGCAGUUCAAGUCACUUGCGAAUAUCGCUCAGCGGUCUGUGUUGAGUGCAAACGAACAUCUGCUUUACUUGAGAGCUCCUAUCCUGAAGCCUAUCUAGUCUGCUGUGUGACAGCGGGCAGCCAGUCCUCGAGAAGUUUUUCAGUCUGUCUGUAAGCGCAGUAGUGUUCGCUUUUCCCCUUAAAACCUAACAACAGCCGACUUUUCUCAGGCCUAGGGCUGUUGAGAACCCGACCAGUGCGUGUUGACAGGAUCUGCACUAGCCGCCUUUGCAUAUGCGCAAGCGAAGAAACUUUUAGCGAAUGCGAAUCUUCCGGGUAAAGGUGACAUACUUUAUGGCAUAGAGCAUAGCAUUCUGAAAGACGGGAAGCCUACACGUUCCCUUAUAUCUGUUCUACGCGUUUUCUACAUUGUUAUCAUUUUCCCGUAGUUAUUUAGUCCGAUACGAUUAGUUAGUUCAAAUCAACGAAGUUUCUGAAAGUCGAUUUUCGUCUGCCGUUCAUUUCCGUACCCAGUGCCCAAAAGCCUGAACUUCUGUUCUGAACCCUACCUCGACAAGCAUGCCUCCUUGCGGCAGAUCGACUUUUUUUCCUUAUCGAGGGAUGUCCAUUUACUAAGACCAAUGGGCUAACUGACUUUCGAAACCUCGGAUGCUACUAGGAAUGUGUUCGUCCUAUAAGAUGUUGUAUCUCUUAGCUGCUGUUGGAUCCCUUCACCUUCCCACUGCUUCCAUCUAAAUACUUACCCCCUUUUGACUAUUUAGGAACAAAGCGGCGACAGUCUUUUGA
Spirometra erinaceieuropaei is the source of this 9057-nucleotide messenger RNA. The record is from the annotation of a GenBank genome assembly. NCBI's taxonomy places the organism in Eukaryota, Metazoa, Platyhelminthes, Cestoda, Diphyllobothriidea, Diphyllobothriidae.